AUGAGCAACGCGGACUUCUUGGGCCGCGCCAUCGACACGGUGAAGAAGGCGAUUGAGACGGACACGGCAGGCGAAUAUGAGAAGGCAUAUCAGCUAUACUACAGUGCUCUUGAGUUGUUCAUGCUCGCCCUGAAAUGGGAGAAGAACCAAAAGUCAAAGGAGAUGAUACGAGGCAAGGUCGCAGAAUACAUGGAGCGCGCCGAAAAGCUUAAGACACACUUGAAUCAGAACGAUGAUGCGAACCGCAAGAAACCCUCCGCCAUGGGCGCAAACGGCAAAGCAGCCGGAGGCAGUGGCAAGGGCGGCAAAGAUGACGAAGAAGAAGAACAAGACGCCGAUUCGAAGAAGCUCCGCGGCGCACUCGCGGGCGCCAUCCUUACCGAGAAGCCCAACAUUCGAUGGGAAGACGUCGCAGGUUUGGAGGGCGCAAAAGAAUCGCUGAAAGAAGCCGUCAUAUUACCCAUCAAAUUCCCACAUCUCUUCACCGGCAAGCGACAACCCUGGAAAGGCAUAUUACUCUAUGGGCCGCCCGGUACGGGUAAGAGUUAUUUGGCCAAAGCGGUCGCUACGGAGGCGAAUAGCACCUUCUUCAGCGUGUCGAGUUCGGAUCUGGUCAGCAAGUGGAUGGGAGAGUCAGAACGAUUGGUAAAACAGCUCUUCAAUAUGGCCCGCGAAAACAAGCCUUCCAUCAUCUUCAUCGACGAAAUCGACGCCUUGUGCGGCCCCCGCGGCGAAGGCGAAUCCGAAGCUUCUCGGCGCAUCAAAACCGAACUUUUGGUUCAAAUGGACGGUGUGGGCAAAGACUCGCGUGGCGUCCUCAUCCUCGGCGCAACAAACAUUCCCUGGCAGCUCGACGCCGCCAUCCGCCGCCGCUUCCAGCGCAGAGUCCACAUCAGUCUGCCCGAUCUGCCCGCACGCAUGAAGAUGUUUGAGUUGGCGGUGGGUGCCACGCCUUGCGAGCUGACGCAAGCGGAUUUGAGGAAACUGGGAGAGCUGAGUGAGGGAUACUCCGGAAGUGACAUUAGUAUUGCGGUGCAGGAUGCGCUGAUGCAGCCUGUGCGGUUGAUCCAGACCGCGACGCAUUAUAAGCCUGCUGGCGUUGUCGACGGCCAACAGCAAUGGACGCCUUGCUCGCCGGGCGACCCUGAGGCAAAGGAAAUGUCCUGGACCGACCUCGAUGGCGCGCAGCUUGCCGAGCCGCCGCUCCGCGUAAAGGACUUCGUCAAGGCGAUCAAGGCAUCGAGGCCGACGGUCAGUAAAGAAGAUCUAAAUCGCAAUUCCGAGUGGACGAAGGAGUUUGGAAGUGAAGGUGCAUAG
Messenger RNA from Didymosphaeria variabile, 1317 nucleotides. RefSeq names its product Vacuolar protein sorting-associated protein 4 (gene VPS4). Gene Ontology annotation, biological process: vacuole organization; endosomal transport. The transcript has 6 exons. Gene Ontology annotation, molecular function: ATP hydrolysis activity; ATP binding. The record is from RefSeq and is a predicted model, not a curated record. NCBI's taxonomy places the organism in Eukaryota, Fungi, Ascomycota, Dothideomycetes, Pleosporales, Didymosphaeriaceae. The coding region runs from base 1 to 1317 and encodes 438 amino acids.